GGAGGCGAGGGACCGCGGCUCCGUUAGCAUCCCGGGGCUAGCGGACUGAUCUGGCUGGGGAGCACGGUGUGGAGGAAGGCGUCCUGCGCACUGUAUGCACACAGAUAUCGGCGGCUUCAGAUAUCCCCGGCUAAUCCUCGAGCUAACCAUUAUCCCUCCAUGCUGUCCAAGAAAGGGAGAUAACGUUAAUAGCCCUGCACUGCCACCUCAAUUAGCCACCGUCCAGGACAGACAGGGGGAACUGCGUUUUGCGAGAAGAGCUGCCUUUUGAAGCAACAUCAUUUCCCCCCUUCCCCCGAUAUUAUUAGGACUAUACAGCUGAUUCGCGUUACUUUCAAGGAUGAGGUUGCCGAGUAAUAGACAAUGUGGGAUGGAAGGAGACGGGAAGAAGAUGGACCAAGCGCCCCCGUUUAGAAACCCUUUUGUGCAUGUCUUGAAAUUCACUCCUCUGGAAAAGGCAAAGAUUGCAUUAAUGACAGUCACGCUAUUCCCCAUCCGUCUACUCAUUGCUGCAUUCAUGAUGUUGCUGGCCUGGCCUUUUGCCUUCCUUGCUUCAGUCGGGCGCUCUGAGACUACCGUCGAACCCCAGUGCCUCUGGAGAAGACUGGUGGACAUAAUUCUGAAAAUCAUCAUGCGGGUCAUGUGGUUUGCGGGAGGUUUCCAUUGGAUGACAGUGAAAGGCCGACGGGCGCUGCCUACAGAAGCUCCCAUUCUCACCCUGGCGCCCCAUUCUUCUUACUUUGAUGCCAUUCCAGUCACAAUGACAAUGUCUUCCAUCGUCAUGAAGGCUGAGAGCAAGGACAUACCUCUCUGGGGAACUCUGAUUAAGUACAUCAGGCCAGUGUUUGUCUCACGGUCUGAUCAGAACUCCAGAAAAAAGACUGUGGAGGAGAUCAAACGCAGGGCUCACUCUGGAGAAUGGCCUCAGAUCAUGAUUUUUCCAGAGGGAACGUGCACCAAUAGAUCCUGCCUCAUCACCUUUAAGCCAGGGGCCUUUAUCCCAGCUGUACCAGUUCAGCCUGUGGUCAUCCGAUAUCCAAACAGACUGGACACAAUUACAUGGACGUGGCAAGGACCAGGAGCAUUUGAAAUCUUGUGGCUGACGCUGUGCCAGCUACACAAUGAAUUUGUGAUAGAGUUUCUUCCCAUCUACACGCCCUCAGAGGAAGAGAAGAAGAAUCCAGCACUCUUUGCUAUAAAUGUGAGGCGUGUCAUGGCAAAGGCCCUGGGGGUACCCAUCACAGACUACUCAUUCGAAGACUGCCAGCUGGCCAUGGCAGAAGGCCAGCUGAGGCUGCCAGUCGACACCUGUCUGCUGGAGUUUGCCAAGCUCGUCAGGAGACUGGGGCUAAAACCGAAGAACACUGAGAAAGUCCUGCAGGAGUAUGGGAACAGAGCCAGGAAGCUGGAGGGACAGAAGCUGGGCUUGGAGGACUUCGCUCACUUUCUUGAUGUGCCAGUUUCAGAUAUGCUACGAGACAUGUUUGCUCUUUUUGAUGAGCAUGAAGAUAACAACAUGGAUAUUAGAGAAUACGUGAUAGCCUUAUCUGUUGUAUGCAGACCUGCCAAAACUCUGGGAACAAUGAAAUUGGCCUUCAAGAUGUUUGAGGCAGAGGAGGACGGUGCUAUCACAGAAAGAGAGUUGGCAGUUAUACUGAAGACGGCUUUAGGGGUGGCUCACCUCAGCGUGUCACGUCUGUUUACUGCCAUCGACACCGAAGACACAGGGAAGAUCACAUUUGACAAGUUCUGGAGCUUUGUGGAGCAGCACCCGGACUUUGCGGAGGAUUACCUUUACACAGAAAACGCAGGGCUCCACGGCGCCCCCUGCCACCAACACCAAACGCAGCCCAGCCAGCCGCCUGCGGGCCCUCAGGGCACCGCCACCAGCAAAACGGCCAACGGCAUCUGUCCCGACUUCAGCCCCCGCGACCACGACGCAGCAAUAGACGGACUCUCCAAGAAACACAACUGAGAGGGAUUUUCCAAACGCAGUGACAGAAAAAAAAAAAAAGAGAGACGACUCUCCUGGCGAGAGGACGUUGUCGCUUAGCGAGGGAGUUCAGCUACGACGCAAAGUGAAGUUUACCUUUCCCUUUUUAUUAGUACUGUGUCCAUGAAAUUUUUGGAGGUUAUUUUCAACUUCUCAACAGUUUAUUUUGGUAUAAAUUCUUCUUUUUUAUUUUUUCAUAGCAAGAAUCAUCAAAACGCCAAACAAUGGCUGUUACAGAAACAAUGCUUGAAUACUUGAAGGGCGAACACUUAAAAAAAAAAAAAAAAAAAAUCCCUGGGGCAAAAUGUUUUUCUUUUGUCUUUUCCCUCCAGCGUAGGACCGACUGCAUGUUUUACCACACAGGAAGCAAGUCAAAAACGAGCCCUGGGUCACGUGGUGAACAACGUUUUAGCGACGUCAGUGUUAGAUUCUUGUUUCUUUGUAACUUUAAUCCAUCUUCUUUUCUUUAUUGGGAGCUGCCUUUUGAGCUGAAAGUGCAGAAUGCAUGGACUCACACUAUUUUUGAGCUGUACUGAGUAUUAUUUAUGUGAAGAAGGAGGCUCUGAGGGUACCGGUGACAAUUGCGCGACUACUUUUGAAGAUUCAGUAGCCGACAUUGGAGGUUAACUCAGGUUGCUGCUAGUUGACGGUCAUGACCGCAAUGACCCUGUCAAGUGUAAAUAUACAACGAUAUAUUUUAUUUAGCUCAGGGUUCAGUGACGAAAAUGAAAAAUUUACUCGUAUGAUGUCAUCAUUUUUGACGCUCAAUGGGUUAUUACGUGCAUGUAACAUCAGUACACUCCUGUCCAUUCAUCCCUCGAUCACGCCGUCAUCCCAUGCUCGCCCUCCCCCGUCAUUUUAAACCCACAUUUUCAUCGAAACGAAACAACGUGGACCAAAAAUGCAUCGGAUGAUUUACGUCACCCGUCAUGUUUCUACUGUUCUUUUCAAUUCGGUGGAGUAAAAGGCUUUAAAGGGGGGAAAAAAAAAAAAUCUCACAGUGCGUGACCACUGGAAGCACAUUCGGUUCGGUGGCUUUGUUGGGUACUUCAAAAGGCGAGGUCAGACUACUUCCCUUUAUGCGCUACACUGUUAAAACUUCUUAAUCAUUCCUACCCUCUUCAUAAUGGAUCAUGCCUCACUCUUUAGAUUUGAUCUCUUUCUGGAUUAUUUCCCAUGCAGAUGCAAUCCGGUGUGAUAUUUACAUGUGAAGUCGUCCUUCGUGCUGUUUCAAAUUAUUUCAAUGUGUUUCAAAACAGAGUUAAGCACCUUAAAUCCCAUUUAAGGACCAUUCUGCAAUUGGAACAUCAGUAUACCUGUGGAAAUAUUUUAACUUAUUUUAUAGGAUUUUUUUUGUUUGUUUUUGUUUUAAGGAGUAUUAGAUUUUUCUGUCUGCAGAAGAGUUUGGCUGAUUCUUUGGUUUUAUUAUUUAACAGUUUUAAUCUCCACUGGUCAAAUAGAUGAGAAUACUGUCCUUAGUAAAUUAAAUUAUAACUUUUUAAACCUUGAUUUACUCAGAAUGAAACUUUCUGAAGUCUUCUGGAUAUUUUGUGCUUUCAAGUUAAAAUUAAAUUCAUGCAACAUUUUCUGAAAAUACAAUCAGCCGACACAUUUUGAUGUGUUGACAAUAAUGUCUGUGUGAAGUUUUAGGUAACACAAUGCUCUUUUCAAUCAUCCGCCAGCCAGCAGUCGUUUGGUCGUCUUUCACGUUAUUCUUCUGUCUGGAAACACAGAAAACUCAAACCAGCUUCUCUAAAUUGCCGUAUUUAAUUUCUUGUGUUAUCACAAGUAAACUGCUGUAAUAAUGAAAGGGAAUACAGAUAAAACGGCACAUUGGGAUCAAUUUGUUGAAUUAUUUUAAUUAGAAUCUGACCAAAAUUUCUUCCGUUUAGUUUUUCACCCCUUCAUUUUUAGCUCGGUGAACGUCUGACCUUCCCAUCUCCUUCAUCACCAUCUGUAACUGUGUCUGUGUCCCAUCCUGGCUUUCAGUGAAGCAAUAUUUCACAUCUCUUAAGCCUUCUCAAGAUGUAUGCUUUUGAAGAGUUCUGAUAUGUAUUUUCAAUAUUCCAAAUGCAGGACAUUUUGUGAAUUUUUGAUAUACGUAUAUGAAUGAUCUUUAUUUUCACUGCCAUGACAAAGAUCUGUGAUCUUCUCUCUCUUCUGCAGAUUGUAUUGAUGAUGAAAAAUGAGCCACAUUUGUUUUUCUUUUUGUAUAAUAUUGCAGUAUUUUGUGCUGUAUUCCUCCUACACAGUGUAAAGUUUUAUUAUUAUGGUUAUUAUCGCUGAGUUGACUGCUUCGAAACAAAAUGCAGAUUUCAUAUGGAAACCGAUAGCCUUGAAUCUAUAGAAUUUUUAUGCUUAGAA
This is a messenger RNA of Salarias fasciatus (jewelled blenny), 4357 nucleotides long. Its product is annotated as lysophosphatidylcholine acyltransferase 1. Lineage: Eukaryota; Metazoa; Chordata; Actinopteri; Blenniiformes; Blenniidae. Gene Ontology annotation, molecular function: calcium ion binding; 1-acylglycerophosphocholine O-acyltransferase activity; lysophosphatidic acid acyltransferase activity. Gene Ontology annotation, cellular component: endoplasmic reticulum. Bases 341 to 1975 code for a protein of 544 amino acids. The record is from RefSeq and is a predicted model, not a curated record. The transcript is spliced from 15 exons.